UCUGUGCGGCUCACUACUGCAGCACUUUCCCCCCUGGAGCCUCCAGCCCUUCUGAUGGAGUCUGGGAUCAUUAUUACCAGGUAACCAUUAAGUCCUCCUCUAUCCCUUUAGAGAGUCCGAUUAUACCACGUGAGAGGAGGGUUUACACCUGGUAUGACACACGAAUAGAGCUGUAGGUGGAGUCUUGAAGGAGUGCAAAGGUUGUGAGGGAUGCUAGCGUGUGAUUAUGGAUAAUCCCUCCUUAAAUAAUCCUGAGCAAUGAGCCAACGGUGUUUAGGACGACUGGACAAGAGGACAGGACACUGUCUCCUGUUCGGGCUCAACUAAGACAAAUACAAGAGAAGGGACGUCUUCAUCAGAGAGUAUCUGAGGACUGCUUUUGUAAAACCCAGGAUGAAUUUUGCGGCUCAGUUUUUUUAUGCUAACUUUGCAAAUGAUGGCUCAGCGCCACCACAAGAGACGAGGAGGCGCUUCAGUGACAGCGAGGAAUAUGAUCCCUUCUGGCAGAGUAUGGAGCAACGGAGAGGCUCCACCAAACCAGACUGCUCCUUCCACAGCGGCCCGUGCCACAAAGACGGGCACAUUGGUAAUGGCCGCGUGGGCCGCCGCUCAACUCUUAUCUGCCCAGAACGCCUCAAAGAUUUUGGAGCUGAAGAAUACCUCAAUGGAGAUGUGAAGGUCUUUGAGACCAAAGUUACGGAACCAGCUGAGGUCCAGUUAAUGUCUACACCGAAACCUUCCGUUAAGAAAGGCAGUGAGAGCAAGUCUGCAUCUAAACCUCCACCUGAGUAUCUGCGCUUUGAGGACAUCAGCGCUGCUGCAUUUAAACUCCAACAGUCAGGAAUUCAGAAAACGCCCUGCACCUACUCUCGGCUGUCCAAACAGUACGGGAUGGAAAUCUAUCUGAAAAAAGAGCAUCUCCAUUACACUGGUUCCGUGAAGGAAAGAGGUGUUCUCUAUCUGCUGUCCUCACUCAAACAGGAGCAGCAGAGGAAAGGUGUGAUUGUGGCCACAGACUGUAACUUCUCAAUGGCCGUGGCAUAUCAUGCCGUGGAGAUGAGAAUUCCAGUGUUUGUCAUCAUGCCGGCAUAUAGUUCUCCUCCACGCCUUCGUAUGUACAGAGACUAUGGCGCCAUGGUGAUCUCAUAUGGCAGCACUGCCCGAGACUCUACGAACCACGCACGGCACCUCGCCAAAGAGAACGGAUACCUGUGUCUAGAGGAAGAGGACAGCGCGGUGUAUCUGGCAGGUCUGGGUACAGUGGGCAUGGAGAUAUACGAACAGGUGCCCAAACUGGAUGCAGUCAUCGUGCCUGCGGGCGGACACUGCGGUCUACUGGCAGGAACUGCAGCUGCCAUCAAACACCUGAACCCUCGAAUCUCUGUCAUAGGCGUUGAACCUGAGGAAUUUCCCCUUUUACUGCAGUCACUCAAAACAGACUCUCCCAUUAAGGAUCUGUACUGUAACCCCAAUAAGAAACUCUACAGAGAUUUAGUGGAUCACUCUUUGGGUACACAUAUCUUUCAGCUGGCCAAGAAAAUGGUGGACAAAGUCAUUUCCGUCAGGGAGGCAGAUGCUCUGGUGGCCAUGUUGCGGUUUCAGGAGUAUGAGCGCUCGACUGUCGAUAUGGAAGGAGCCAUGGGUUUGGCAGCCAUCUUGGCAGGACAACUGCCACAGCUUAAAGGCAAAAGGGUGGCAGUGGUGGUGAGCAGUGCUAAUAUGGAGCUGGACCUGGUUCUGCAGUGUGUGGAACGAGCUCUAGUUCUGGACGAUCGGGUCAGUCGAUUCACAGUGCAGUUGGGGGACUGGCCUGGAGACAUGGCCAAACUCCUGGACACACUCGCACGAGAGGAUGUCAGGUUGCUGGAUGUUUGUCACAGACGGUUCAGUGAUAAAGCAGAGCUCUUUAAAGCACAGGUGGAGUGUGUAGUUGAAACUCGUGAUAAAACUAAAAACUGUCAGCUGCGCCGGACACUUUCUGACCGAUACCCAUCACUGCGCUGGCUGGACAGAUGAUCAACAGACACUCACUCACGCAGACACACUCACACACACUCACUCACACACACAUUCACACACUCAGACACAUACACUCUCACACUCACUCACACACACACUUACACACACCCUCACACACUCAGACACACACACUCUUACACUCACACACACACACACACACACACACACACACACACACACACACACACACACACAGACACUCAUUCACACACACACUCACACAUUCAGACACACACACUCUCACACUCACACACACUCACUCACACACACACUCACACACACACACACACACUUAGACACAUACACUCUCACACUCACACACACUCUCACACUCAGACACACACUCUCACAAUCACUCACACACACACACUUACACACACACACACACUCACAGACACUCACUCACUGACACUCACUCACACACACUCACACACACAAAGACACACUCACAGACACUCACUCACACACACACACACACACACACACAGACACCCUCACACACACUCCAACUCUCACACACUGACACACACAGACACCCU
This is a messenger RNA of Myxocyprinus asiaticus (Chinese sucker), 2558 nucleotides long. RefSeq names its product L-threonine ammonia-lyase. The record is from RefSeq and is a predicted model, not a curated record. Gene Ontology annotation, molecular function: L-serine ammonia-lyase activity; threonine deaminase activity. NCBI's taxonomy places the organism in Eukaryota, Metazoa, Chordata, Actinopteri, Cypriniformes, Catostomidae. The transcript has 11 exons. Gene Ontology annotation, biological process: L-serine catabolic process; L-threonine catabolic process. Bases 394 to 2016 code for a protein of 540 amino acids.